Phycodurus eques (leafy seadragon) is the source of this 7122-nucleotide messenger RNA. It is a transcript of the gene atp11b, whose product is annotated as ATPase phospholipid transporting 11B. Gene Ontology annotation, molecular function: magnesium ion binding; ATP binding; ATPase-coupled intramembrane lipid carrier activity. Bases 317 to 3814 code for a protein of 1165 amino acids. Gene Ontology annotation, cellular component: endoplasmic reticulum; recycling endosome; trans-Golgi network. The record is from RefSeq and is a predicted model, not a curated record. NCBI's taxonomy places the organism in Eukaryota, Metazoa, Chordata, Actinopteri, Syngnathiformes, Syngnathidae. Gene Ontology annotation, biological process: phospholipid translocation. The transcript has 30 exons.
AGGAAACAACCGUAGCAGAACGCGAAGAGAUUAGUGUCGCGUCGCUAGUAGGGACUUGGUGUGGCCAGGCGUCUGUCACUUCUACGUAGGAGCGUUUGCCCAAAUAUCACUGCAAAAUGGGAACAGCCGGCUGUAUUUUUUGUCCUACGACCUCGUAUGAAUGUGUUGCGUAAUGCGACCGAAAAGAGUUGCCUUUUGGGGGCUACCUUGAUGUUUUGGGACGUUUUUUUUUUUUUUUUUCUUUUUUAAUGGGAGUAGCUAGUUGCUAGUGCUGGCUAGCGACUGUUCUGGCUACUUGGAACCUAUUUUUGCAAGGAUGCUACGAUGGAUACGACAGCAGCUGGGAUUUGACCCCCCCCAUCAAAGUGACACGAGGACAGUUUAUGUAGCAAACCGUUUCCCCCAGCAUGGUCACUAUAUACCUCAACGUUUUGCUGACAACAGAAUCAUAUCAUCAAAGUAUACUGUUUGGAAUUUUGUCCCCAAGAAUCUGUUCGAGCAGUUCAGAAGGAUAGCCAACUUUUACUUUCUCAUCAUCUUCCUUGUACAGUUAAUGAUUGACACCCCGACUUCCCCAGUCACAAGCGGCCUGCCUCUUUUCUUUGUGAUCACAGUAACUGCCAUAAAACAGGGCUACGAGGACUGGCUGAGACACAAGGCUGACAAUGAGGUGAAUGGGGCUCCUGUGUUUGUUGUUCGCAGCGGAAGCCUGGUCCAGACAAGAUCCAAAAACAUAAGGGUGGGGGAUAUUGUACGUGUGGCGAAAGAUGAGACAUUUCCAGCUGAUCUGGUGUUGCUGUCAUCAGACCGUUCAGAGGGCACCUGUCACAUUACCAGUGCCAGCCUCGAUGGGGAGACUAAUCUCAAGACACACUACUCUACGGCAGAGACAGCUGUAUGUCAGUCGGUGUCCCAACUCGAGACCUUGCAGGCUGUGGUGGAGUGUCAGCAACCAGAAGCUGACCUGUACAGGUUUGUUGGUCGAAUAACAGUGACUCACCAUGGAGAGGACAUUGUCAGACCACUAGGUCCGGAAAACUUGUUGCUACGAGGGGCCCGGUUGAAAAAUACCAAAGAGAUUUUCGGUGUAGCAGUUUAUACAGGGAUGGAGUCAAAAAUGGCCCUCAACUAUAAAUGCAAGUCUCAAAAACGCUCUGCAGUAGAAAAAUCUAUGAAUACCUUCCUAAUCAUCUACCUGGGCAUCCUGCUGUCCGAGGCUGUCCUCAGUACCGUUCUAAAGUAUGCAUGGCAGGCUGAGGACAAAUGGGACGAGCCUUUCUACAACCUAAAGACUGAUCAAGAGAAAAACAGCAGCCCGAUCUUGAAAUUCAUCUCAGACUUCUUGGCAUUCCUGGUUCUCUACAAUUUCAUCAUUCCCAUCUCACUCUAUGUUACUGUGGAGAUGCAGAAGUUCCUUGGGUCCUUUUUCAUAGGCUGGGAUUUAGACCUCUACCAUGAGGAGAGUGACCAGAAAGCUCAGGUCAACACCUCAGACCUCAAUGAAGAGCUCGGCCAGGUGGAGUAUGUGUUUACCGAUAAGACAGGCACACUAACAGAAAAUGAAAUGCAAUUCCGUGAGUGUUCGAUCAAUGGAAACAAGUAUUGGGAAGUGAAUGGCAAACUGGUACCCGAGGGUCAAACUAAUGAUUCACCCGAUGGCUCUGCACCUAAUUUGGUUAGAGAGGAAUUGUUAUUUCUCAAAGCGGUGUCACUGUGCCACACAGUCCAGAUCAACUAUGACCAGCCAGACUGCCUCUCUGCAGCAGGAGACCCAUUCUCCCAUGUUAACGGGUUUUCGUCGAAUGAAAUGGAAUAUUAUGCUUCUUCACCAGAUGAGAAAUCUUUAGUAGAGGCAGCAAAGAGAAUUGGUGUGACCUUUUCUGGUAUCAGUGGUGAUACAAUGGAAAUCAAAAUAUUCGGCAAACCAGAGAAAUAUAAAUUGCUCCAUGUGUUAGAAUUUGAUGCAAACCGCAGAAGGAUGAGUGUCAUACUAGAGACCCCUUCAGGUGGCAAAGUUCUGUUUACCAAGGGAGCAGAGUCAUCCAUUCUUCCUUUCGCCACUAGUGGUGAGAUAGAAAAGACAAGAAUUCACGUAGAUGAGUUUGCCUUGAGAGGGUUGCGGACCCUAGUAGUAGCUUGUCGCCACUUCAGCCCAGAGGAGUAUGUCGAAGUGGACAGGCAUUUGAACAGUGCCCGCACUGCGCUGCAGCAGAGGGACGAGAGACUGCAAGAGGCCUUCAACUACAUUGAAAAAGAUCUGCAAAUCCUUGGAGCAACAGGCGUGGAAGAUAGGCUCCAAGACAAAGUUCAGGAGACUAUUGAGGCUCUGCGUCUGGCAGGAAUUAAAGUGUGGGUGCUGACAGGCGACAAACAUGAGACAGCAGUCAGCGUCAGCCUGUCUUGUGGUCACUUCCACAGAACCAUGAACAUCCUGGAGCUCCUACAGCAACGCUCUGACAACGAGUGUGCCGAGCAGCUUCGUAGACUGGCUAGAAGGAUAAAAGAGGACCAUGUCACACAGCAUGGAUUGGUUGUGGAUGGAGCCAGUUUAUCUUUAGCACUAAGGGAACAUGAAAAGCUCUUUAUGGAAGUUUGUAAAAACUGUUCUGGUGUGCUUUGCUGCCGCAUGGCCCCGCUACAGAAGGCAAAGGUGGUGCGACUUUUAAAAAGCUCUCCAGAGAAACCAAUCACCUUAGCUAUUGGAGAUGGCGCCAAUGAUGUCAGUAUGAUUCAAGAAGCCCAUGUUGGCAUAGGAAUUAUGGGAAAGGAAGGUCGCCAGGCUGUGAGAAACAGUGACUAUGCAAUUGCCAGAUUUAGAUUUCUGGCAAAACUACUGUUGGUCCAUGGUCACUUCUACUAUAUUCGAAUAGCCACACUUGUACAAUACUUUUUCUAUAAGAAUGUGUGUUUUAUCACGCCCCAGUUUUUAUACCAGUUCUUCUGCCUGUUUUCACAGCAAACUCUGUAUGACAGUGUUUAUCUGACACUGUACAACAUCUGCUUUACCUCACUGCCCAUCCUGGUGUACAGUCUGUUUGAACAGCUUGUUCAUCCACACGUCCUGCAGAGUAAACCAAGUCCUAUACAGGUACUGUAUAAAAACAUCGGCAGGAACUCUUUGUUAUCUUUCCGAACAUUCCUCUAUUGGACUAUCUUGGGGUUCUGUCAUGCUUUUGUCUUUUUCUUUGGAUCCUACAUACUGAUGGGCGAAGACACCACACUUAUGGGCAACGGUCAGAUGUUUGGUAACUGGACUUUUGGAACGUUGGUCUUUACAGUCAUGGUCAUCACUGUCACUUUAAAGCUUGCAUUGGAGACUCAUUUCUGGACCUGGAUGAACCAUUUUGUGACAUGGGGCUCAAUAGCCUUCUAUUUCAUCUUCUCUUUCUUCUAUGGAGGAAUCAUCUGGCCAUUCCUGCACACCCAGGAUAUGUAUUUUGUGUUUGUCCAACUGCUGUCCAGUGGCUCUGCCUGGUUCGCUAUCAUCAUCAUUGUCAUAACGUGCCUCUUUCCGGAUGUUGUGAAGAAGGUGUUCUACCGACAUCUGCAGCCCACCAGCACACAGAAAAGUCAGUCUUUAUCAGCCCCCCAGGCCCUCGGCUGUGUGGAGUCCUUGUGCUGCUACCAACAUGGGCGGAGCGGCUGUUCCCGCCUGGUCCACUUCCUGGAGCAAAUGACUGGACGAUGCCCAACCACCAGCAACCAUUGCGACAUGUCCAGCCGCAGCAACAGGUGUUGGACUGACGCAGACAACUUCUACUCCAACGAUCGGAGUGUCCUGACGCUGUCUCCAAUCGAGGUCACCCACUGCUGAGAUGACCCUCCCCCAACACACACACACACACACACACACACACACACACACACACAACAGCUCAACUGGAGCUGCUAGCGAAGCCAAAGGACAGUUGUGCACCUUAAAACCGUUGAAGGUCCUCAGCAGCAUGAGAACAUUUGAGGAAACAACUCUGCUUGAAGGACAUUAAACACUCCAUGAAAAGUACAUUGAGAGUUUAUUCCAUAUCCUUGAUGUCCAGUAAGGUCAGUAUACUAGUAUACUCUGUCCUCACUAGUCGAACAACUGUGUUACUAGUAAAGUUCACCCCCCCCCCCACUGCUGCUCUCCCCUUUAGCGCAUUAUGUGUACUAGUAGUUCAACUACAUGUCGCUAGAGAGGCAAACCUCUGCGCUAGUUGGCUUCUGCACACUACUAAUAAUAAUCAAACGCUUGAUGUUAAUAGAAUUUUGUCACUAGUUGACAUCUGUGCUACUACUCCACUAGAGAAGUGGUAGAUGUUAACUUGUAGAAUUUGGUCACUAAUUAUACUAGUAGUACUAGUUGAGAUCGGUGUCUAACUAGUUAAGCGCAAAACGCUAAAUAGUAAAAUUGUAUAAAGUCAGAAGUAGUACUAGUUGACAUCUGCGUACUAUUAGUGAAGCACUGAUGUUAACUAAUACAUUUUCAGUAGUAGUACUAGUUGUCUGCAUGGUACUAGUACUACCAGCGAAGCACUAGAUGUUAACUUGUAGAAUGUUAUGUCACUGGUAGGACUAGUUGACAUCUGCACACUACUAGUACUACCAGUGAAGACCUUGAUGCUAACUAGAAGAAAAGUGUCACUAGUAGUACUAGUUAACAUCAGUGUUACUCAUGAAACCAUCGGAUGUUAACUAGUAGAAUUUCAUAGUCGCGAGUAGCAGUUGUUGACAUCUAUGGAUUACUGGUACAACCGAUUCGACUGUAAAUUUCUACUUGCCGCAGUAGAAAUUUGUGACUAAAUGUACUAAUUGACAUCUGUGUGCUAAUAGUGAAGCACUAGAUAACUAUCAGAAUUGUAUCAUCUCACCAGUAGCACUAGUUGACAUCUGCGCAGUAUUAAUAAUGUCACUAGUAGUACUAGUUGACAUCUGCGCGCUGCACGUGAAGAUUUGUGCAGAAAAUUCAUACAGCAGUAGAGUCAGUCGUGGAAAAACGUUACUAGUGACACAUUUGUUUUGCUGAAUUGUCUUACUAGUGAAGACAAGAGUGUACUAGUACAUACGGACCUUAAGUUCACACUCUUCCGCACUCCCGUCAGUCAUUUACUGAUCUCAGUGGGACUCCCAACAACGGGAAGCAUUUGAACGAGCCGCCACAGGACUCGCUUGCGUCGCGUCUCUUCCCCAAAGAAAUAUGCUCGCCUAUGUGGCGCCAACCUGCACAUUCAUGUUUGUAAUCAAUGCAUCAAGGGCCCAGCAGUUGCGUCAACAUCCUCUCGUUCCUUUGGACCGCCGCUGCCGGCCAAGCCCAAAUCCUUCAUGUGGACCUCCAUGUCGAUACCAAAGAGAUGCGUUCUUUUUGUGCCUACUUGCACACACGCCUUUGCUGCUUUCUCGUCCUGACUCGGUGUAUUGAUGAAGCCAUAGGUUGUUUUCCACCCAGGAAGCCCCCUUCUAAUUUUUCAAUGAUUGAACGUACUGUAAAUAGAUGGUGGCUGUUAUGUUUGUUGCCUUUUUUUUUUUUUUUCUCCCCUCAGCUUGGCCACAAAAGGCAUCGGUAUAUUUCAACACCGUGAGGCUCCAUCCUUCCCUUCCUUAAUGUCCAAUCAAACGUGGUUCGGAAUGGUCAGACGCCUUCAGUACUCACGGACACUUGACAGACGAAUGUUUCAGUCUAUAAUAAGAGUUUGAACGGCAUCACACGUCAGUCAUCUCCUUCAUUCUUCAGUCAUGCUUUAUUUCCUUUGUCAGCAUUCGUAUGUGUGCGUUUCGUCCCACCUGUUCAUGUUGGUGUGCGUGUGCAAUGGUCACGUUGCUUGUGUUUUGUUUAGGUGUGAAAAUAGAAAACUAAAUCAGGACAUCUGAGUUCAGUAACCCUACAAGACAACCGUUUUAAACUGGCCGUUUUAAACAUGACAAGAGUUAGGAUGUUUCUGUUGCUAUGGUUACUUUUGAAAGUCCAUCUUCUGUUGGAAAACAACCAAAUUGCAGUGUUUCUGCUGUCUGUUCGGUUCUUUUGGUGAAAUGAUUGCUCUCUUGUUUCCCUGUUCAUUUUGUUUGUUCCGUAGCAGCGAUAUAUAAGUGGGAGUUCUUCAUGGCCUCAUUGCAAUUUGAAUGAAACAUUAGGUACGACCAUAUUGUUGAAUUUAACCAAAGUUCUACUUUUCCACGUGUACCUCCGGCCAUGCUGAUCAUUAUAGAGCUUUUCAACCAGUUGACCUCAUUGUAGCAGUGAAAAGCAUUGCAAGAUAGACUGGUUGCAAUCUGCUGUAGUGGAAAGGGCCACGGUGUUUUUUGUUGUUGUUGCACAUAAAGGUCAAUUUUAUGUUUUACGAGUCUGGCAAAUGCUUGUCGUUUUUCUUUUUUAAUUACACCCAGUGGGCUGAACGCUUCGAUAUAUCAACCUGUGAUAUUUCUAAAUUAAAACCAUUAAGAAGCUAAGGCUGUAGUUACUAAAUAUAGUUUGAAUAUACAAAAACAUUCCUUUGAAAGUCAGGUGAAUUAUACAGUGUGUGUUAAAGGUGUUUUUCCAUUCCUCUUUUAUUUUUAAGUCAUCAAGGAGAACAGGAGACUGUUUGGGCACCACAUAAGGAUCCAAAGCUAUUUCUAGGAGUCGAUUAUUCAACCAUGUAACUAAAUGCUUUCACCACACCUGAUCAUCGAUCCAUCUGAAGUGCUUUCUAAUUAACCAGUGAUCUCUUGGUCGUGGUGCAGUAGCAUCUACUGAAGACAAGUAGAAUUAUACGGGAAGGAAUUCCUGUUUUAUAAAUGCGGCUUGCAAUUAUAGUUCCCAUGCGUUCAACGGGGUGGGGUGCCUCUAAUGUGACAUAACAGUGUCAGUGAACCAGAACUGCUCAAUUCAUUUGGGGGGAGAAAUCGAAAUGUCCCCAUCACAAGGGAGGAAUGGGCCUUUUUCAAUUUGUUUUGGAACAAAUUCAGACUUUGCAGGCCUAAGUAUAUAAGAUGGCCACAUGAGAAUGUCAACCAAUCUGUGUUAUGCAUUGUGACACAGCAUGUUAACUGGAAAUCAUGCAAUCCAACAUCACUCCUGUGGACUGUCAUUCCUCUUGUCUGUAAUACUGUCUUACAGCGGUUUAUGAAAAUGCUGUUCUAUUUAUGUAAUAAAUACAUUUUUAAGAAGCA